UCACCUGUGAGGGGAAAAAAAAAAAAAAUCCUAUGAUCAAACCAGCACAAAACAUUCAUUAUUAAGGUACCCAAAUCAAGAAACAACAUUUUCCACUUAUAAAAAGUUUAAAUCUUUUAUGGGAUAUUUUUUUUCUGGUUAUUUUGUUCUUGGGUUUUCUUGAAGGAAUCAAUUAGGAUCUUUUAGUGGAAAAAGUUCAAAUCUUUUGCAAGUUUAUUAGGAAAAAGGGUGACCCUUUAAUUAGUUUACUAGUAAAGUUAUAUUUUUUGUGCAAGUUUAUCAGGAAAAAAGUGGACUCUUUACUUUGUUUACUAGUAAAGUUAGAAUUUUUGUGCAAGUUCAUCAAGAAAAAGGUGACCUUUUAAUUAGUUUACUACUAGUAAAGUUAGUAUAAUUUUUGUGCAAGUUUAUCAGGAAAAAGGUGAUUUUUUACUUUGUUUACUAGUAAAGUUGGAAUUUUUACUAGUAUUUUGGGGUAAAAAAUAUGGCUUGUGAAGGUAGUUAGAAUCAAUUGGUGAUCUCUAAGGGAAGAAAGUUCAAAUCUUUUGCAAGUUUAUCAGGAAAAAAGUGGACCUACUAGUGAAGUUGAAUUUUUGUGCAAGUUUAUAAGGAAAAAGGUGAGACUUUUUUACUUUAUUUACUUGUAAAGUUUGAACUUUUACUAGUAUUUUGUGGUAAAAAGAAUGGCUUGUGAAGGUAAUUAUAUGUGGAGUUUGAGUGGUAUUGUGGCAGCUUUUGUUGAUCUUGCAAUAGCAUAUUUCUUGCUUUGUGCAGCAACAGUAGCAUUUUUAGCAUCAAAGUUUCUUGGUUUUUUUGGUUUGAGAUUGCCAUGUCCUUGUGAUGGACUUUUUGGUACUUUCCCAAAUGGGAAUUUAUGUUUUCAUAGACUCUUGAUUGAUUUCCCAGCUGAGAAAGUGUCUAAUGUUCAACUCUCUAUAAAAGCAAACUUCCCUUUUAAUGAUAAUACUAUUUUGGGAAAAGACGAGAAUUGUGAUUUGAAUUGGAGAUUAAUUGGUGAUAAAGAGAAUAGUCCUCAUGGGUAUCUUGAAAUGGGUGAUGAGGAUGGUUCACGUAAUUCAGUAUCAGAUGCAAGAAAGUCACAUAAUAUUGCUAGGAUUGAGUUGAGUCCAAAGGGGAAAGGGGUGAUGAAUCAGAGACAAAGAGGAGGGAUUCGUCGAAGAAGGCGUAAAGCAGCUGUUGAUUAUGGGAGAUCUUCAUCAGUUUCUUCAUAUGACCCUCCAUAUGAAGACUUUCCACUGAGUCCUCCAUCCCUUCCUAGUACCAACAAAGAAGAUGGUGGCAACCCUCCACUGGUUAUGAGAUUGGACCACAGAGACUGCUUUGAAUUGAAUGGACUUCCUGAUGAAGUUGAGCACAUUGAAAAGAACGCUGCAUCCAUUGAAGAGUUGAAGCAUAACGGCCAACUGGUUUCCAGCUUCACUGAGGAAAACAGAACAAGACUCUUGGAACGGGCCUUAGAACACGAACAAGAAGCACGAGAUGCUCUUUGCCUUGAGCUUGAGAAGGAAAGAAAUGCCGCAGCGAGUGCUGCAGAUGAGGCUAUGGCUAUGAUCUUACGUCUACAGGAGGAGAAGGCAUCUAUUGAAAUGGACGCCCGUCAAUAUCAGAGAUUAAUUGAAGAGAAAUCUGCUUUUGAAGCUGAGGAAAUGAACAUUCUAAUGGAGAUCCUGAUGAGGACAGAAAGGGAGAAACACUUUUUAGAGAAGGAACUUGAAGUAUAUAGGCAGAUGACUUUUCUUGGAAAUGAAGAAUCAACAGUUGAUAGUGGGAAUGUAGCGGAUGCUUCAUCUGAUGCUAACGAGGAUCCAGUUCUUAUGUUUCAGCAGAUUAGUGCAUCUUCUGACCAGGCACCGAUUCACAGGCAGAAAAAAGAUGUCAGCUCCCAGAAGCAAAUUGACUUAGCAGUGUCCUCUUAUAGCAGCCAAGAAUUUCAGGAGAAAGAGAUGGUGUUUACAGUUAACAACUUUGAUGUGCCACCAGGGAAUAGGCAAAUACUGGACACUUUCUUGAAAUCCCCUGAGGCAGGUCUUUCAAAACAGAAGCUUCCUGAUCAUGCCAUUUCGCUAGAAGGGAAAGUGCUAAAAGAAAAUUCAGGUAUGGAAAGACAUGACAGAGAUUUGAAGUAUCAUGAGACAAUUGGAUAUCAGGGAUCAAACUGUCCAUGCAAUUUGACCUUGGAUAAAGAACCUCAAGUUCAUGAUGUUCAUGUGAUUGUUGACGGGUCCAACUUUUGCAAUGAUGUCAAUAGUGGUGAAUCUAGGAAAACUAGUUUCCCUAUGGAAGCUUCUCCUACACAGGAUGUAAUUAGAGAUCGUCCAAGUACUAGCACGUCUAAUAGUCAAGUGGAUCUUAAAAGCAAUGCGGACGCUGCUUCUGCGCUUCCGCCAGUGGGCCAACGUGGUAAAACCUUGCUAUGUGAUUUGUGGGGAAAUCCCAUGUCCUCAGUAGACAAUGAAAGGCUGAAAAUUGAAUCUAAAUUGGGACGGCUUCGAGAGAGGUUAAAGAUUGUGCAAAAGGGAAGAGAAAAACUUGACUUGACUGCAGAGCAUAGAGAAAGAGAAAAGAUGCAGUUAAAGCUUUUGGAGGAUAUAGCAUGCCAGCUUCACGAGAUUCGGCAGCUUACUGAACCUGAGAAGGCUGUACGACAGGCUUCCUUGCCCCUGCCAUCCUCCAAGCAAUUAAAAAAUGUCCGAAGACUUGGCUUGGAAGUAUGGGAAAAAACUUAGUGAGACCAAUCGGACUGCAGUUAUGUGUUUGUUUUGUGAUAAGAUAACUAAAGGAGGAAUCUUUCGCCACAAACAACAUCUUAUUGGUACCUUUAGCGAUGUUGCACGCUGUCUAAGAUGUCCGGAGAAUGUGAGGGAAGAAAUAAAAACAUAUGUCGAAGGAAAAAAGGAACUAAAACGUCAAAUGUUACAUCAACCAACUGUAACUAAUCUUGACGACGACGAUGAUGAAACAGAAGAAGGUGAAGCUGUUGAUUUGUCCGUUCGUUCAAAAUCACAAAAACGGACAACUUAUGGACCAACCUCCGGUGUGAAAGGUCCUUUAGAUUGCUAUUAUCAACCGAAGCCAACUGAUAAUGCAGGGACAAGCAGUAAAAAAAAAUUGAAAGACACCGCUUUACGGCUUUUGAGGGAGCGUGGAGUUGCGGAUUUUUCACGAUGGAUGUAUGAUGCAGGGCUCCCCUUCAAUUGUGUCAACCAUAUUGACACUUUUGGAGCCUUCCUUGAUGCCGUAGGCCAUUAUGGUGUUGGAAUGAAGCCGCCUAUGUAUCAUGAAGUUAGUACCUCAUAUCUAGCUAAAGAAGUGGAAGCGACACAAAAAAUAGUGGAGGAUCAUCAGGUAGAAUGGAAGCAUUUCGGAUGUUCCAUUAUGAUGGAUAAGUGGACGGCAAGAACGGGAAAAAUGAUCAUUAAUGUGUUGGUGAAUUCUCCAAAAGGAAGCUUAUUUCUUGAAUCUAUUGAUGCGAGUGACUCGUCUACUGAUUCCAUCAAGAUGUUCUCCUUGUUUCAGAGCACCGUUGAGAAGAUUGGACCAGAGAAUGUUGUUCAAGUUGUUACCGAUAAUGCAGCUGAAAAUGUUAAAGCAGGUGCUAUGUUGAAGGGAAUGUUCCCGAACAUCUAUUGGACUCCAUGUGCAGCUCAUUGUAUAAAUUUGAUGUUCGGGGAUAUUUUCAAGGAAAGACCCUUUAGAGGAGUUUUCACUAAGGCUGUUAGAGCGCAUUCCUACAUUGUUCAAAGGCCUUUGUUGUUGAACAUGAUGAGGAGAUUCACAAAACAAAAAAACUUGGUGAAACCUGGCAAAACUCGAUUUGCUACUGCUUUCUUGACCUUACAUCGUAUGCAUAUACAAAAGGCCAAUUUGAGAAGCUUGUUCAUUUCGGAUGAAUGGAACAAUAGUAAAUUUGCAAAAGAAGUCAUGGGGAAAGAAGUUGCACGCAUAAUGAUGUCUUAUACUUUUUGGAAUAAUGUUGUUCAUGCUCUUAAAAUUGGUGGGAGUACAAGAUUUUGACAAUCUUGUAGAAGAAUAAGAACUAGAUGUCGAACUAUUAGUAGCUUUGAUUUUGUUUGUCCUAUGGUCCGGAGGAUUUUGUGAUAUCCACUUUAGUUUUUUAUUUGAAAUUUUAGUCUAUGGAUAUCUACUUUAGUUUUGGAUUUGAACUUUUGCUUAUAUAUAUAUUCUCUAUUUAUUUUGCUCUUUUUUUAAAAAAAAAUUGCGCUUCACCUCAAUGAAGCGGGCGCUUUGCUUCACGCUUCGCUUAAAGCGUGAAGCGGGACCUUGUCGCUUUUUUCCGCUUCACGCUUUCCUGAACACUGUAUCCAACAAUUCACAAACGGUGGCAUAAGAGUUAUCCAUAAGAGACCCCUCUGCAAUGUUGUUCGCCACUGAUUUGUUGACCGAAUCUAGAGAUCUAUAAAAUGUUUGUAGAAGCACACCAUCGGGCAACCCAUGCUUGGGACAGCUUUUGACUUUCUUUUUAAAACGAGUCCAAGUUUCAUGGAGAGCCUUAUCCGGAAGUUGACGAAAGUUGUUGAUUUCGUCACGGAGUUGUAACAUCCGCGACGGAGGGAAGAACUUCUUGAAGAAUGCUUCGGUCAGUUCCUCCCAAGUAGUGAUGGACCCGGAAGGAAGAUCAUCUAACCAAGCCGUGGCUUCCCCCGUUAAGAAGUACGGGAAGAGCCGUAGCUUGACUGCUUCAAUUGAGACGUCCGGAUGCACAUUGGUAGAACAGACCCCAAGAGAGUUUCUAAGGUGCCUAUUCGGGUCAUCUGUGGGUAGACCACCGAACAGGCCCUUAGUGUUGAGCAGGUGCAGCAUGAUGUUGGUUAUAUGGAAACUUGAAUUUCCAAUUAAAGGGGGAGGCUGAAUUGCAGCUUGAUGUUGGUUAUAUGGAAACUUGAAUUUCCAAUUAAAGGGGGAGGCUGAAUUGCAGCUGCAUAGCCUGCCCCCGCAGCUUCUUCACCAACCGCUACUGGUGGAUUUUGGACAGGGAUAUCAUCCUCAUCCAUAUUGCCUGCACAACACACGACAACAAAAAGGAAAUAAGAAAAGAAAUAAAGACUAAAAGUAAAGUUUUACACUAGUUAGUAAAUUUCUAGACCGUAUUCCCCGGCAACGGCUUCAUUUUUGAUAACGUCCAAAUCCACUCCUCAAAGAGAAAGUGUAAACGGUCGUAUGCAAUAUAUUUUACCCAACUAUGAGUCGGGGUCGAUCCCACAGGGAAUACAAUGAAGAAAUAUACUCGAUAAGUGUAACACCCGACUAUUAGUCUAUAUUUCAAGGGGGAAAGAAAUAUAAUAGGAGUUUGAUUGUUGUUUGUUCAUUAAAAGCUAAGAAUGGUUAUAGGAUGUAAAUAAUUGGUAAAUGGGACUAAGGUUGUGGUUCCAAUGGAGAGUAAUGCGUUUGGGUAUCAAUUCAACUUAUUUAUAUACCUAGGUGCAUUAAGCCAAAGGUCACGCGAUUCUUGCCAAAAGUUUUCCAACCAAAUCAGCAAAUUUCAUCCUAAGCUUUUCCAAGCCCUAGGAUGUUUUAUAAGAAAGCACCCAUGUAGCCUCAACUAGCUUUCCUAUUCCUAGCUCAAGCUAUUAGAUGGAUUUAAUGACCCAAAUUGUUGCUAUUAACUCUUUUCCUAACCUCUACUUUCUUUUCCAAGCGAAGUAAUGGUAUUAAGGCACAAGUAAUGUUGUACAGCAUCAUAAGACAUUGAUGCUUGAAGAGUUAAUAGAAAACACCAUUAGCAUAUAAACAUAGUAUGAAUAUGAAACCCAAUCACAUAACUAACACAUUGGAUACCACAACCUUAGCUGAAAGAUUAGUUACUAAUAUUCAUUAAAAGUAAAGCAAUCAAGUAAAAUGUAUUCAUAAAUCUUACAAAAGUGUUGGAUGAAGAAGAUGACAAAGCUAAAAGAAAUCUCUUAAAUGUUUCAACAACCAACAGUAAAUGACUCCACAAGAAUCUAUGCCAAAAACUGCAGGAUAAUCUGAACCAAAACCCUAGAAAAUCUAUUUAUAGCAUGUCCAAAACGGGAACAAUUUUCAGACAAAAAUGCCCCUGUGCAUCAGGUGCGAAUCGCACUUGGUAUCGCAAGUGCAACAUGCGAGUCGCAUGUUGCACCAAAUCAUCGCAUGUGUGACAUCUUCAUUCAUCUGUUGAGCAGCAUAUGCGACACCAUAUGCGAUUCGCAUGUGCAACAUGCGACUCGCAUGUGGUGUCGCAUGUGCAACAUGCGACUCGCAUGGUGUCGCAUGUGGUGUCACCCAUGGUUUCUUCUUUAGCCUUUUCUGUCAGCAGAUGCUGCAUCACAUGCGAUUCGCAUGUAGUACAUGCGACUCGCAUGUGAUGCCCUUGUUCAGUUCAGCUUCCUUUUUGCUUCAUUUUCCUUCAUUUUGCUUCCAGUUACUUCCGUCACAUGUUUUUGUACAAAUUGUCACAAAAACACGAGAAACGACAUCAAAAGUACUUGGGGAUGUACAAAAGACUAAGUAGUUGGUGUCGAAUAUGCCGUAAUUUCACGACUCAUCACUUCCAUAGUGUGACUUAGCAGCUUGAUCCCUCUAUAGUUGUUGCAACUUUGAAUGUCGCUUUUGUUCUUGUACAAUGGAAUCAUUGUACUGCAUCUUCAGGCAUCUUAGCCGUCUUAAAGAUGAUAUUAAAUAAUCGAGUCAACCACUCCAAAACUGCCCUGCCUACAGUCUUCCAAAAUUCCCCUGGAAUUUCGUCGGGCUCGAUCGCUCUUCCCCUACUCAUCCUAUGAACAACACCCAUAACUUUCUCAACCUUUACACUCCUACAAUAUCCAAAAUCACGACAGCUCUCGGAGUACUCCAAAUCUCCCAACACAAUGUCUCUGUCCCCUUCGUCGUUCAAGAGUUUGUGAAAGUAUGACUGCCAUCUCCAUCUAAAUGAGAGCGUCCUCCACCAGUACCCUGCCAUCCUCGUCCUUGAUGCACUUCACUUGAUCAAGUCACGAACCCUUCUCUCCCUCGCCUUGGCUAGUCGGUACAACUUCUUAUCCCCGCCUUUGUCCUCUAGUUCUGCAUACAGGUGCUCAAAAGCUGUUGUUUUCGCCGCCAUAACCGCUAACUUUGCCUCCUUCCUCGCCAUCUUAUACAAUUCCCUAUUCGUCCGCUUUUCCUCAUCAUCCUUGCUGUCCACCAACUUUGCAUACGCCACCUUCUUUUCUUCCACAUUCUCUUGAACUUCUUUAUUCCACCACCAGUCCCCUCGGUGUCGACGACGGCUACCCUUCGAGACCACCAGCACCUCUCUAGCUGCUUCCCUAAUGCAACUGGCCGUCCUAUCCAACAUGUCGGAUGCCUCCCCACUACUCUCCCAAGCUCCCAUAGCCCUCAACUUCUCCCCAUCUUCCGGGCACCUGUCAUGGUCAAACUCCCCCAUUUGAUCCUAGGCCUGUCAUCAACGACCCUCUUUCUCUUCCUCAUCUUGAUCUCCAAAUCCAUCACUAAGAGCUUAUGCUGGGUCGUAAGGUUCUCACUCGGAAUCACCUUGCAGUCUUUACAGAGACCUUUAUCAUCCUUCCUAAGGAGUAAAAAGUCUAUCUGUGUCUUCCACCGAACUACGAAAGGUUACCAAGUGCUCUUCCUUCUUUGGGAAACUCGAACUGGCUACCAACAGUGCAACUCCUCCUCUGUUUUUGUCCCUGAAACCACAACCUCCAUGCAUAUCGUUAUAUCCCCUCGAAAUUGACCAGAUGUGUCCAUUGAAAUCUCCUCCUAUGAAUAGCUUCUCAGUGCGCGGUAUACCUCCCAUCAUCUCGUCCAAAUCCUCCCAAAAACGUCUCUUCUUCUCCUCGCCCAAGCUCGCUUGCGGCGCGUAAGCACUAAUAAUGUGCAAAAUAAACCCUCCAACGACCAGCUUAAUCGUCAUCAUCUUAUCAUUGACCCUCUUAACCCGUACCGCCUGAUCUCUUAAGUCAUCUACUAAAAUGCCUACCCCAUUCCUAUCUUUCGACCUACCUGAGAA
This is a messenger RNA of Lycium barbarum (goji berry), 8008 nucleotides long. Its product is annotated as myosin-binding protein 7-like. The record is from RefSeq and is a predicted model, not a curated record. The coding region runs from base 684 to 2747 and encodes 687 amino acids. The transcript has 3 exons. NCBI's taxonomy places the organism in Eukaryota, Viridiplantae, Streptophyta, Magnoliopsida, Solanales, Solanaceae.